Hypomesus transpacificus is the source of this 2067-nucleotide messenger RNA. Its product is annotated as E3 ubiquitin-protein ligase TRIM35-like. The transcript is spliced from 6 exons. NCBI's taxonomy places the organism in Eukaryota, Metazoa, Chordata, Actinopteri, Osmeriformes, Osmeridae. The record is from RefSeq and is a predicted model, not a curated record. Gene Ontology annotation, molecular function: protein binding; zinc ion binding. Bases 234 to 1652 code for a protein of 472 amino acids.
AGUUCAGUGUUUCUCUACUCAUCAACAGGGUCUGAGAUUCACCUUUCUGCUGUGAUCAAUCUGGACUAAAAUCACAACUGACACAGGAGAGAAAUACUGCCUUAACACAACUACAGAAGGAAACACUGUCAUUUACAAAGACUAACUCACUGCUGACCUAAUCAGUACGUUUUAAAAGUACGUUUUGAAAGUAAACUUCAGACUACAACAGGAGGGUGUGACUGGGUGAGAAAAUGGCGUCCAGCUCGUCUCUCCCAGAGGAGGAUCUCUCCUGUCCUGUGUGCUGUGACAUCUUUAAAGAUCCUGUCUUCCUGUCAUGUAGCCACAGCUUCUGUAAAGCCUGUCUGCAGGAAUACUGGAAGGAAAAGAAAGAAAGAGAUUGUCCAGUUUGCAGAAGAAAAUCAUCAAAGGAUUCCCUUCCCCUCAACCUGGCUCUGAAGAACCUGUGUGAGUCCUUCUUACAGGAGAGACGUCAGAGAGCUUCAGCAGGGUCUGAGGUGCUCUGCAGUCUGCACAGUGAGAAACUCAAGCUCUACUGUCUGGAUGAUAAACAGCCAGUGUGUGUGGUGUGUCAGACCUCCAAAAAACACAAAAACCGUGACUGCUGCCCCAUCGAUGAAGCUGCACAGGAUCACAAGGAGGAACUCCAGCCUGCUCUGAAGUCCUUACAGGAUCAGCUACAGGUCUUUAAUGAAGUUAAACAAACCUGUCAUCAAACAGCAAAUCACAUUAAGGUCCAGACCCAGCACACAGAGAGGCAGAUUAAGGAGGAGUUUAAGAAGCUUCACCAGUUUCUACAAGAGGAAGAGGAGGCCAGGAUAGCUGCACUGAGGAAGGAGGAGAAGCAGAAAAGUCAAAUGAUGAAGAAGAAGAUUAAGGGGUUGAGCAGAGAGAUAUCAACACUUUCACACACAAUCACAGCCAUAGAGGAGGAGCUGAGAGCUGAAGACAUCUCAUUCCUGCAGAACUACAAGGACACAGUGAAUAGAGCCCAGUCCACUCUGCCGGAUCCACAGCUGGUCUCAGGAGCGCUAAUAGACGUGGCCAAACACCUGGGCAACCUGACCUUCAGAGUCUGGGAGAAGAUGCAGGUCAUUGUCACACACACUCCUGUGACUCUGGACCCCAACACUGCCGACCCACACCUCAUCCUGUCUGAAGAUCUGACCAGUGUGAGACUCAGUCAGGAGAGACAGCAGCUUCCUGACAACCCAGAGAGGUUUGAUUGUGAUCUGUUGAUCCUGGGCUCUGAGGGCUUUAACUCAGGGACACACAGCUGGGAUGUUGAGGUUGGAGACAGUACAGAGUGGUACUUGGGUUUGGAACCAGAGUCUAUCCAGAGGAAGGGGGUCAAAAUGGGUGGACGCAGGGGAAUCAAGUGCUUUCAUGGUUCAUAUAGCGCAGGAUCCUCAGGAUCUCUAUCCUUUGCUCUCAUAGUGAGACAGAAACCCCAGAGGAUCAGACUGCAGCUGGACUGGGACAGAGGAAUGCUGUCAUUCUCUGACCCUGAUAGAAACACACACCUGUACACAUUCACACACAUAUUCCGGAGAGAGAGACUUUUACCAUUCAUUUGGAAUGGGAGCAGUCUCCACCCUCUGAGGAUCUUACCAGUGAAGGCCUCUGUAACAGUAGAACAGCACAGUCAUUAGAGCUGGUACCACCUCUAUCUGGAACAGUACAACAGCACACUGGGUGUGUUUACAACCUUCCUGUCAUGAAGGAAAACAACCUCGAACAUGAGCAUCCAGGUACAAAGAACAAAGAUCAACAGGAAUGAGUUACUUUUAGGGAGUGUGGUGUUUUCAUGUAUUACUGCAUCUGUGUCUAAAAUCAGAAGUAAUUUAGCCUUGCAGAACAAAGUAUUGAUAUAAUGCCUAUUAAUACUGCAAUGUGUAUGUCCACUAUAACGAAAAGCAUUGUAUCUUUUUUCUACAAAUAUUUGCUAAAUCAAAUGCUUAGUGACCUUACUCAGUUGUGAUACUUGUAUGUUGUUGGACAUUAAUUUUGACUCUAGAAGUUGUAGUUGCUUUGUGUUCUCAUAAAAUAUUAUUAACUUUGAAAUGA